UUUUUCUUAAUCCAAGUUCCAAUCGCAGCCCUGGCCAACCCUUGGUGGACCGGCCCGGUCGGCGGCCUCCCCGGCGGCCUCGACCUCCACCCUUCCCUCCACAAUUCCGCCCUCAACGACGAAGACGACGACCACAACAGCGGCGGCAGCGGAAGCGGCGGCGGAGGCGGAGGCGACCCCAAGGAAGGCGCGAUCGAAGUCACCAGGCGGCCACGUGGCCGCCCACCCGGCUCCAAGAACAAGCCGAAGCCGCCCAUCUUCGUCACCCGCGACAGCCCAAACUCCCUCCGCAGCCACGUCAUGGAGGUGGCGGGCGGCGCCGACGUGGCAGACAGCGUCGCACACUUCGCGCGCAGGCGCCAGCGCGGCGUCUGCGUCCUGAGCGGGAGCGGCUCCGUCGCCAACGUCACCUUGCGUCAGCCCACGGCCCCCGGGUCCGUGGUCGCGCUCCACGGCCGGUUCGAGAUCCUCUCCUUAACCGGCGCCUUCCUGCCCGGCCCCGCCCCGCCCGGCUCGACCGGGCUCACGGUCUACCUGGCGGGCGGGCAGGGCCAGGUCGUGGGAGGGAGCGUGGUGGGCCCGCUGGUCGCGGCCGGACCGGUCAUGGUGGUGGCCGCGACUUUCGCCAACGCGACCUACGAGCGGCUGCCGUUGGAAGAGGAGGUGGAGGAAGAGGAGGAAGGAGGGAAGGACAGCGGCGGGCAAGGGAACGGGCAGAUUCAGGAGACGUCGCCGCCGCCGCCAUCAGUAGCGCCUCCGACAAUCGGGAUGAUGUCGGAUCCGUCAGCGAUGUUCAAUUUGCCGCCGAAUCUGAUCCCUAACGGUGGUUCUCAUCACCAUCAUCAGUUAGGGCACGAUGGGUACGCGUGGGCGCACGCGCGGCCGCCGUACUGA
Molecule: messenger RNA, 894 nt
Organism: Linum tenue
Lineage: Eukaryota; Viridiplantae; Streptophyta; Magnoliopsida; Malpighiales; Linaceae
Source: the annotation of a GenBank genome assembly